This is a messenger RNA of Gongylonema pulchrum, 207 nucleotides long. NCBI's taxonomy places the organism in Eukaryota, Metazoa, Nematoda, Chromadorea, Rhabditida, Gongylonematidae. The record is from the annotation of a GenBank genome assembly.
AUGUGGACGGCCACUACAGUCGCUGUUAUUAUUGUCAACUGCUGCACAGCACUACGACAAGGACGAUCGAUUGGAACUGUGGAUGUGGGGGCGGCGAAAGCCGGAAGCGACGGACCGUGCAGCGGUGAUCGCAGCAUCAGUAGUACCAGAGAUGGACAACAGCUGCGGCGUCGCUCCGAUCAUUACACACAGACCCUGGGACAUUGA